Molecule: messenger RNA, 1844 nt
Organism: Coccinella septempunctata (seven-spotted ladybird)
Lineage: Eukaryota; Metazoa; Arthropoda; Insecta; Coleoptera; Coccinellidae
Product: nascent polypeptide-associated complex subunit alpha, muscle-specific form-like
Exons: 2
Coding region: 186-1706 (506 amino acids)
Source: RefSeq, a predicted model, not a curated record
AAAAUCUAUGACAUUUUUGUCAAUAUCACACCAAAAUUCUAAUUUGCAUCAACAAAAGUCCCGAUUUUUUCGACAAAAUUCCCGUUAGCAUCAACAAAUCCUCUUGAUAAUCAACCCACAAUGUGAAUAAUUCCAAAAUCGAUCGAACCACAUUUUGCAUUCUGUAUUUAACCAAACCGAACAAAAUGGAUGACUGUGCUUGCGGUAACAGCGAACCUAUGGUUGCUGGUGGAGGCCAGCAAGGUUAUUUAAUGGACGAGUCCUGUCCAUCCUUUGUCAUAAGUCCAGAAGCGGCAAGAUAUCCUGGAGCGAAUCAAACUUAUCGGGCUUCCUCCCCAGGAAGCCCCAGAGGGUAUAUAAUGAACGAAACUUAUACUGGUCUCGUUUCUGGAAGUCCGGUAGGUUCAGGUUAUCCUGGAGACCAAACUUAUAACAUAUACGGUUCGGGAAGUCCUAAUUUUCCUGGAGAUGUAAUUAACGAAACCUGUCCAAGUCUGGCAUUCGGAAGCCCUAGUCCAAUGGGAGCAAGAUAUAAUGUGGCAACACCUCCAAAACGACUUGGACCUAAGUAUCUCGGUUAUAUAAUGGAUGAAAGUUCCCCAGGUCUCGUUGGAGAUAGUCCAGUAGAUUCAAGAUACCACAGCUAUUUGAUGAACGAAACUCCUCCAAGUCUUGUUGGUAGUAGUCAAAUGGGUCCAAGGUACCAUAGCCAUUUGAUGAACGAAACGCCCCCAAGUUACUUAGCUAGUAGUCCUGUGGGUGCAAGGUACCACAGCCAUUUGAUGAACGAAACGCCUCCAAGUCUCAUAGCUAGUAGUCCAGAGGGCCCAAGGUACCACAGCCAUUUGAUGAACGAAACGCCUCCAAACCUCGUAGCUAGUAGUCCUGGAGGUCCAAGAUACCACAGCCAUUUGAUGAACGAAACGCCCCCAAGUCUCAUAGAUAGUAGUCCUGGGGGCCCAAGAUACCACAGUCAUUUGAUGAAAGAGACGCCACCGAGUCUCGCACCUGGAAGUCAAAUAUACCCCAGUUAUUUGAUCAAUGAAAGCUGUCCAACUUUCGCGUCUGGUGGACCUGCUGAUUUUUCCUCAAAUGCCGGUCAGAGAAGUCCUGCCAGAUAUGGUGUAAAUCUUCAACGUAGCGCUCUACCCCCUGGAACUCCAGAUUUAUUUGGCGCUUCAGGUGGAAGUGACUUCCUUGUAUCUGCAGGCUUUGAUAUCCAGUCCUGGCCACAAAUAUCCGGCGGGCCUAUGUCAACACCUACCGAUUCCUUCUUGGUAUCUGGAAGCGGUACACCAUCGCCACAAAGAGCAGCAAAAGUCAGACGUGAAACCCCAACUUCAAGCCCACAGGCACAUUCUCGAAACCAGAUUGCUCUACCUUCCGAUGUAGAGCCUCCUUGUCCUUGCCCCGAUGAGAAGAUAAAAUCGAUAGCAAAAAGGAGUUUCACUCCGGCUUCUAUUAAAGAGGCCCGCAACAACAUAACGGAAUCUAUAGAGUCGCAUUUGAAGAAAGAGGAACCGUUGGAGUUCAACGCUGUCGUCAAUUCGGUCAAGAAUUAUCAGGCGUUGAGGAGGCAAGUGAUUUCUGGGCAUGGGCCACCGAAGGAUGUGGAAGAUGUUGGCCCUUACGCGUCGUUCCAUGGUGGUAUGAGCAGUAAGAAGGCUUCGUCCCCACAGGGAUGCCCUGCUAGUCGACAUCGAUGAUUGUCAGGUGGAACCUAUAAUCUCGCCACUAGAAAUGAACUACCCUGAUAUGCUUCGUAACUCCCUUGCUAAUAUCCAUGAGAGAAGGGCAAAAAGUGCCGAAAUGUAUCAGACAAGCAGGCAUAACUUCUUAUUGGA